Penicillium nucicola is the source of this 2634-nucleotide messenger RNA. RefSeq names its product MCM DNA helicase complex subunit MCM3. Gene Ontology annotation, molecular function: single-stranded DNA helicase activity; ATP binding; ATP hydrolysis activity. The record is from RefSeq and is a predicted model, not a curated record. Gene Ontology annotation, biological process: DNA strand elongation involved in DNA replication; DNA replication; double-strand break repair via break-induced replication. Gene Ontology annotation, cellular component: MCM complex; nucleus. The transcript is spliced from 7 exons. Bases 1 to 2634 code for a protein of 877 amino acids. Lineage: Eukaryota; Fungi; Ascomycota; Eurotiomycetes; Eurotiales; Aspergillaceae.
AUGGACGGGUUACAACUUCGUGAUGAGGCCGCACAGGAUCGCGUGCGUGCUGCUACUGAAUUUCUCGACCCGAGCGAUGCACGGGCACGCAGUUACCGAGCGGAGAUUGUGGUGAUGCUGAAUAGGGGCAUGCGCCGCUUGACUGUUAGCAUCGAUGAAAUCAGAGCACACAACCGCGAGCUUGCUGAUGGCCUUCUCAAUUCGCCGUUCGAUUACUCGCAAGCCUUUGACAGAGCCUUGAAGGAGGUUGUCAAGACUCUUCCUUCUAGACCUGCCAAGGAAACCUCGGAGGAAGCUGCCUACUACUGUGCCUACGUUGGUGCAUUCGGAGAAUUUUCCUGCAACCCCCGCACAUUGGGAUCUCAACAAUUAAACCACAUGGUCUCACUCGAGGGAAUUGUCACAAAAUGCUCCCUAGUCCGCCCCAAGAUCGUGCAGAGUGUUCACUAUGUUGAGGCAAAGGACCGCUUUGUUGCAAGAAAAUAUCGGGAUCAGACUAUGAGUGCCAGCGGCGCAACCAGCCUGAACGUCUAUCCCCAGGAAGAUGAUGAUAAGAACCCGCUCAUUACCGAGUACGGUUACUCGACAUAUUUGGACCACCAAUCGAUCUCCAUCCAAGAAAUGCCCGAACGUGCCCCUGCCGGUCAAUUGCCCCGAAGUGUCGAUGUUAUUCUCGACGAUGACUUGGUGGAUACAGCUAAACCCGGAGACAGAAUCCAGCUGGUUGGUAUCUACCGCACCCUGGGUAAUCGAAAUGCAGGCAACGGAUCUUCGACUUUCCGCACUGUUGUCAUGGCAAACAACAUAAUUCAACUGUCUUCCAAGAGUGGCGGUGGCAUUGCACAGGCUACCAUUACGGAUACAGAUGUGCGAAACAUCAACAAAAUUGCCAAAAAGAAGAACGUCUUUGACCUUUUGUCCAAGUCCCUGGCUCCCUCUAUCCACGGACAUGACUACAUUAAGAAGGCUAUCUUGCUCAUGCUGCUUGGUGGUAUGGAGAAGAACUUGGACAAUGGUACCCAUCUUCGCGGUGACAUUAACAUCCUGAUGGUUGGUGAUCCGUCUACUGCCAAGUCUCAGCUCCUUCGUUUCGUUUUGAACACCGCACCUCUUGCCAUUGCUACAACUGGUCGUGGUUCUUCAGGUGUCGGUUUGACUGCUGCCGUCACUUCUGACAAGGAAACUGGCGAGCGUCGUCUGGAGGCUGGUGCCAUGGUUCUUGGUGACCGUGGUGUUGUCUGUAUCGAUGAGUUUGAUAAGAUGAGUGAUGUCGACCGUGUCGCUAUCCACGAAGUUAUGGAACAGCAGACUGUCACAAUCGCAAAGGCUGGUAUUCACACAAGUCUAAACGCGCGCUGCAGUGUCCUAGCAGCUGCAAAUCCAGUCUAUGGUCAAUACGACCCUCACAAGGACCCCCACAAGAACAUUGCUCUGCCCGACUCCCUGCUCUCUCGUUUCGAUUUGUUGUUCGUUGUGACGGAUGACAUCGAGGACGCUCACGACCGAACAAUUUCGGAGCACGUUCUACGCAUGCACCGUUACCGUCAACCUGGCACCGAAGAGGGCGCUCCUGUUCGAGAACAACUCAAUCAGACCCUUGGUGUUGGCAUUGAAGACCGCCAAGAUACCAAUGCCCCCACUGAGGUGUUCGAGAAGUUCAAUGUCAUGCUUCACGGAGGCAUGAUCAACCCUAACUCCAGCCGCAACCGCACAAAGAAUGUUGAGAUCAUUAGCAUCCCCUUCAUCAAGAAGUAUGUUCAGUAUGCCAAGUCCCGUGUCAAGCCCGUCUUGACCAAGGGCGCCGCGGAUCACAUCAUCGCCACAUACUCUGCUCUGCGUAACGACGAACUCACCGGCAACAAGCGCCGCACCUCACCCAUCACCCCUCGUACUCUGGAGACACUCAUUCGUCUCUCAACCGCACACGCCAAGGCCCGUCUAUCCAGCCGGGUCGACGAGAAAGACGCCAAACAUGCCGAAGCAAUCCUCCGCUAUGCCAUGUUCAAGGAGGUUGUCGAAGACGAGCGCCGCAAGCGCCGUAAGGUCACAUCCUUUGAAGAAUCCUCAGACGAAGACAGCGACCCAGAACUCAAUGACGACUCAGAGGACGAGACACCAGCCCGGGGCACCUCAACAGCAACACCGGGCCGCCGAACCGGCACAGCACGCACACGCACCACAGCAGCCGCAUCCAGCGUUCCCAUUCCAGACGAAGAGGACGACAGCCUGUACGCGGCCAGCCCGCGCGCCCAGCGCCUCCGCUCCAGCCAGACCCAAGGACGCACACAGACCCAGUCCGACUCCCAAAUGUCCAUGGCCUCAUCGCAGCCCGCCUCGCAACUCAUCGAGUCCCAGACAGACUCGCAGACCACAUUACCCGAAGUGCCUAUCACGCCUGCGCGCAUGGCCCUCUUCCGAUCGACUCUCGGCCCGCUUAUGGGCUCGAAGGUCUUCGCCGAUGGUGAUGAGAUGAAUGUUAAUGAGCUGAUUGGUGCUAUCAACACUGCUAUUCAGGAUUCCCAUGAUGCCAGCAGUGUCUUCUCAAAGCCUGAGGCUACCCAGGCGUUGCGAGUCAUGAACGAGCAGAACUUGCUUAUGUUCCUUGAGGAUGAUGACAAUGUCUAUCGUGUGUAA